CGAGUGAAUAGUGAUAUACAGUGUGAUCCUUGUAACUUAGUAGUCGUCUUGGUCAUCAUCAUCACCCUCUCUCUUUCUCUCUCUCCAAACUUCCCACCACUAUCUUUUCUUUCUUUCUCGCCGUCGCUCUGAAGAAAUCCUUCCUUCUUCCACAAGUCACUUCUUUCUCUCUCCUCCUCCUGAUAUCCUCUCAUAGAACCAUGCUUGCCAGUUCAAACAUGACAUCAUGGGGAGUAUCUUCAGAUAGCUUGGAGAGAAGUGCUGCAAAUGUGCCCAACUCUAAUAGUAAUGUGGCACAACCAUCUGGCAGCCCCCCAAGCCGAAUUUCCUCCCCAGGUCCUGUUGCUAUUUUGUGGGAUAUAGAGAACUGCCCUGUCCCUAGUGAUGUCCGUCCUGAAGAUGUUGCUGGGAACAUCAGAAUGGCAUUACAAGUCCAUCCUGUAAUUCAAGGUGCUGUUACAUUGUUUUCUGCAUAUGGGGACUUUAAUGCAUUUCCCAGGAGAGUUAGAGAAGGGUGCCAGAGGACAGGAGUUAAACUUGUGGAUGUUCCGAAUGGGAGAAAAGAUGCCGCUGAUAAGGCUAUUUUGGUUGACAUGUUUCUUUUUGCCCUUGACAAUUCCCCACCUUCUUCCAUCAUGCUGAUCUCGGGGGAUGUGGACUUUGCUCCUGCUCUGCACAUUCUUGGUCAACGUGGGUAUACUGUGAUCCUUGUUAUUCCUUCAGGAGUGGGUGUUUCAUCUGCCUUGUGUAAUGCUGGUAGGUUUGUCUGGGAUUGGCCUAGUGUUGCACGUGGAGAGGGUUAUGUGCCUCCGAAUUUGGACCCUCGUGGGGGAUAUGAUAAUGCUGGGUUUUUGACGGGUUUCCAUAUAAGUGAGAAUAUUGAUGGAAAUGACGAAGAAGCAAUUGUCUAUCGAGGACUUUCACAAAGCUAUUACAACUCAAGGGAUUUUACAAUAGUGUCUCAGUCUUUAUCUGAGUAUAACACUUGCACUUCAGCUGGUUUGCCUGGCUUUACCACGUCACUAAGAGCCAAUUCUCUGUCUUCUGGUUUGAAUGAUGUUUCAGGCCCUACAACAGGUUCUAUUGCUGUAAUUGACCAAAAUAGUUCAAAUCGGUGGGUACAAGUACAACCUGGCGAUGUUAACACUUUGAAGGCACAAUUAGUAAAACUGCUUGAAUUUUCUGGUGGAUGUAUACCCCUGGUUCGUAUUCCUGCAGAAUACCAAAAGGUGUUUGGUCGGCCUCUUUACAUUGCAGAGUAUGGAGCGUGCAAGCUUGUGAAUCUCCUCAAGAAAAUGUCAGAUGUGAUUACUGUAGAGGGGAAGGGUCAGAAGAAGUUUGUGUACCUUCAGAGUGCGAGGGCAGGCCUUUGUGCUCCUUCGCUUGCACCAAAGAGUAAUAAGAAAGGGAAAGAAGUUCAGGAAGAGAAUAUGGAAGCUAAUGCUAUUUGUGGCUCAUCUGAUGAGUUCUCUGACGAUGAAAGAGUGGUUGUAGAAGAUCAAGAGCAAAGAGGUGCUGCAGACAAUUCAACUUUGAGUACAGCAGUACUAUUUGCACUAGAAGACCAGAACUUGUUACAGUUUAAGCAUGAGCUGGAGGAGAUAUUAGUGAGUUAUUCAUGCGGGAUAUUUUUGAGUUAUUUUGAAAAUAUAUACCAGCAAAGGUACAAGAAGCCUUUAGACUACCGAAAGUUUGGGGUAAAUGUGCUGGAGGAAUUGUUCGAGAAGCUGACAGAUGUUGUGCUUUUGCACGAGGAUCCAGUGACUAAAAAGAAAUUCCUGGCUCCUGCUUUUGGUUAAAGGCUUUUAGCAGCCUUGAGUUUUAUUUUGCACCUUGGAUAAGAGAAUCUGUGCCUGUGCUUUGAUGCGGGUCAUCCAUGUGCCUUUUGAAUUUGGGAAGAAAUUGGUUUCACAUGUUAAUUUUAUUCUGCAUGUGCCCUACAUGUUGCAAAGGUUACGACGAGGUUUUUUUUAGUUCAGAGUAACUGGUCAACAUGUUGAUAAGUUGAUUGAAAUAAGCUUGUGUAUAUUGUUGUGGCAUUCUAGUGGCAAAUUUUACUUAUGAUCUAUUAAGCGAUGAAGGUGGUUGACUGUGAUGCAAAAUAUGUUGAAAACAUAAGGGAACAAAAAUGUAUUGACGCCUUGACGGCGCACUUUUCUUUUAUCAUAUCUUAUAGCUGUGUCUUCGAAAGUGCAUUUAUCAUUCUAAAUGAUUCAGAUUUGCACCAAAGCAUUAUUAAAUCCUGCAAAAGUGUUAGGUGGCACUUUAUCGUGGAGCCUGCGGUGUUCGUGCCUUCCACUUUGAUUGUUAGGAUACAUUCUUUCCAUCAAGUAAUUGUGAUUUUUCAGUUCUGUUUAAUCUUGCCUGCCUUUGCCCUUUGCCUCAGCUCUUUGACUGGCUUUGAUUCAAUUUGAAGGAAUCUGCAGGUGCCACAACUGUUGUUUCAAAUUCAUUUCAGUGUUCGUUUUUCUGCUUUAUCCUUCUAAACUGCUGGAGAGGAGAGUCCUUGAUAGACCUUGUCUGGUGAUUGAUGCAUAACCCUUUUUAUUCUCUGUAUCUGUUGCUGGGUUUCUGGAACAUGGUAGUCUGAUUUGGUUGGUGCAUAAGCGCCAUGAAACUACAGAUUUGAGAAUCUUCAUGAUGCAUGAUUGUGGAAAUUGACAGAUAUGAUUCUGUAGCAACUCGAUAUUUGCUGUUGAACUACUUUCACGGUGCCUAAUUAGAAAUCCUCGGCACUAAGUUUAUUUAUAAGUUAUUUCCUCCGUUUGUAUUUAGUUGCAAGUUUGCAACCCUUCUAUUUUUUUUUUGACAAGUGCAACACUUCUAUUUCGGCACUAUACUCUCUUUUUUUUUUUUUUUUUCUUUUCGGGAGAGCGGGUGGGGACUAGGUCCCUUUUCUGGCCUUUUACACUAAACUGGAUUGCUGAUAUACAAAUAUUAAGGUAAAGUGUACCAAACAGUCACGUAGUAUCUUCUUAGGGCUUUUAAAGGUAAAUAGUCAAAGUAUUAACGUCUUAUCAUUUUA
Molecule: messenger RNA, 3025 nt
Organism: Chenopodium quinoa (quinoa)
Lineage: Eukaryota; Viridiplantae; Streptophyta; Magnoliopsida; Caryophyllales; Amaranthaceae
Exons: 4
Coding region: 201-1799 (532 amino acids)
Biological process (GO): regulation of gene expression
Cellular component (GO): peroxisome
Molecular function (GO): RNA nuclease activity
Source: RefSeq, a predicted model, not a curated record